Messenger RNA from Chrysoperla carnea, 704 nucleotides. It is a transcript of the gene ND-B14.7, whose product is annotated as NADH dehydrogenase [ubiquinone] 1 alpha subcomplex subunit 11. Bases 142 to 639 code for a protein of 165 amino acids. The transcript has 2 exons. The record is from RefSeq and is a predicted model, not a curated record. Gene Ontology annotation, biological process: mitochondrial respiratory chain complex I assembly. Lineage: Eukaryota; Metazoa; Arthropoda; Insecta; Neuroptera; Chrysopidae.
CUAGCCUAUAUGCGCAACGCCUAACGAAUAAUAUUUACUCUGUGAUUUACUCAGUAGACAAGACAGCUCGUUCAUUUGACAGUUAUGGAAUAAAAAAAGAUUGUAAAAGGUUAUAUAAUAAUAAUUCGAAAUAUAUAAGAAAUGGGUUAUAAAUAUUACGAUUCUCCAGAAGGUCAUGAUGCCUUUAAAAAAUUACUUGUUACAUUAAAGUAUGCCGGCGUUGUUGGAGUAGGUGCCGCAACCAUGGAUGUAUUAACAUUAUCUAAACCUAAAGGAUACGGUAGCACGUUAGGACGCUACGCUUAUUUUACAUUCCCACUCAUGGGAAUGGCUGCCGCAUUUACUACCACAACAUACAUAGCAACAAAUUAUAGGCAAAAAGAUGAUAAACUGAACUAUGUUCUUGGAUCCCUGGCUGCUGGUGGUGUAUUUGGAGCUUGGCGUAAAUCUGCUGUAUCUGCAAUGUGGGGCUGUAUUAUACUUAGUGCUGCUGCCAUCGUUAAGAAAGAUUCUGUUCAAAAUGGAUGGACUUUCUUCAGUGAACCAAAAACAAGAGCUUUCAAUACGGUAAAUUCAUUUAAAACAGAUUAUUCUUUAAUUAAACAUACACCAGGAAACUGGACAACAGGGGCAAAAUAAAAAUAAUAGUUGAAUACUUGUAAUUAUUUGUAGAUUCUUUAAUAAAAUUAUUUAAUUUGGCCAAA